AUGUCCACCUCUGAGAAAGAUACCGUCGCAGCCGCUGUCGCCGUCGAGGGCGUCGCGUGCAACAACCUCCUCGCGCCCAACACGCGACUGGACAACGCCAUCGCAAACUCUCGAAAGAACAAACUGCCGGAAAUCGCCGUCUCCCCCCUCCAAGGUCAGUUCCUCGCCAUUCAGUGCCAGCUGAUAGGCGCCAAGACGGUCCUCGAGAUCGGCACACUCGGCGGGUACUCGACCAUCUGGCUGGCGGAGACGGGCGCCAAGGUCACCAGCAUCGAGAUCGACCCCAAGCACCGCGACGUCGCGCUGCAGAACGUCGCGGGUCUCGAUGUCGAGAUUAUCCUGGGCGCCGCCCUGGACGUCCUCCCCAAGUUGGCCGCCGAGGGCCGCCGGUUCGACAUGGUCUUCUGCGACGCGUCCUGGGGCGAGCAGGAGAAGUACUUCGACUGGGCGGUCAAGCUGACGAGGCCGAAGGGGUGCAUCUAUGUCGACAACGUCGUCUGGAACGCACUCGACAGCGGCGCAGUGGAGUCGGGUAAGGAUUCGCUCUUGACGCACGUGGGCAAAGACAAGAGAGUCAAGGCUACGCUCGUUCCGAUGAUCUCAACGGCGCACACGGCCUCCAAGGGGCGGACCAUACUAGAUGGGUUCUUGUUGGCGGUGGUGAAUUAGACACUGUGUGCGAGGUGGUGAUGUCGACAGCCUUGAUGCUACUAUGAUUUCCUUCGUGAGCAUUUUGUUACAGAGGUAUUAUUAAUUUGGCGAGAAAACGACAAGAAUGAAUGAAAAACCCAUGGAAACUGUCAUUUAAAGAGCUAUUCUAUAUUUGGUGAUGAUGGAAUCUAGACGAUGAUGACGACCCAUGAAUAGGCAGACCACUGACCCUGAGUAAGUCCCCGUAGUCUACACUUCUAGUUUU
This is a messenger RNA of Colletotrichum destructivum, 916 nucleotides long. RefSeq names its product Putative class I-like SAM-dependent O-methyltransferase. The coding region runs from base 1 to 669 and encodes 222 amino acids. Gene Ontology annotation, molecular function: O-methyltransferase activity; S-adenosylmethionine-dependent methyltransferase activity. The record is from RefSeq and is a predicted model, not a curated record. The transcript has a single exon. Lineage: Eukaryota; Fungi; Ascomycota; Sordariomycetes; Glomerellales; Glomerellaceae.